UCCACAGCUUCCAAGGAAGUUCAUAACCUGGAAAAAUCCCCCUUCAAUCAGUUCUGGAGCUCAAGACUAAUUUCUUUCCCUCUCCUUCUCCACCCCCCAUUCACCCCCACGCCAAUCCCUCGCCUGAAACAAUGCUAGCUCUACAGCAACAGCAGCAGCAACAGCAGCAACCACGAAGUAGGAGCAGUAGUAACAGUCCCAGGACACUAUCUUCCAGACGACAACAAGUCCAUCCUGAGGCUUUCUCGUCGAGAUACGGAGCCGGCAAAUCCAGCACUCGAGUCCUCAGAACACGAUCCCGUGAACAACAAUCAGUUGCAUCUCGUCGUCUACAUCGUCGACGGGAAACCCCUGACAGUCCUCCGGAUGGCAGCUCCCUCACCCCCGCAGCGGUGACCCUGUGCGUAGGGCCCGAGAAGCGUCUCUUCGCAGCCCACAAGGACAUCAUCUGCGUGUCCCCCUAUUUCGCCGCCGCCUGCGCCCGGGCUCGCUCGACGACCGACCCAAACCACACCAACAACCCCAUCCACCUCCCCGACGAACAGCCCGAGAUCCUGUCCUGCAUCCUCGAAUACCUCUACCGAGGCGACUACUACCCCCGUAUCCUGCACAACAAGACCCGCAACACUUGGGAGCUGGAGACGGCCUCCUCUCCGACGGGGAGUAGCGACGCCGACCCAGAUGGCGCAACCAUCUUUCACCCGGGCGUCGGCGCAGGCAUCCUGCGUGAUACAGCCGUAUACUGCGCCGCCCAAAAAUACGGCCUCGAGAGCCUGAAACGCCUCGCCCUCCGCAAACAAGGCCUCCACUCAGGCAUCUCGUGUAGCACGAUCCUGACCAGCGCGCGCUACGCCUACGCCCACACCCCGGACACCGAGUCCAAGCUGCGCGCGCACUACCUGGCCCUCAUCAUCCGGAGCCGGUCGACCUUCAAGCGCAGCGGCACGAUGCAGAUGGAGAUGGAGCAGGGCGGGAAGCUGUUCUUUGAUUUGUUUGUUGCUAUGUGUAAUCAUAUGGAAGAUGACGGUAUUUGGAAUAUGGGGGCGGGCCCCUGCUGGUUUUCAUGA
Molecule: messenger RNA, 1067 nt
Organism: Aspergillus homomorphus CBS 101889
Lineage: Eukaryota; Fungi; Ascomycota; Eurotiomycetes; Eurotiales; Aspergillaceae
Product: BTB/POZ domain-containing protein
Exons: 4
Coding region: 132-1067 (311 amino acids)
Molecular function (GO): protein binding
Source: RefSeq, a predicted model, not a curated record